Cyprinus carpio (common carp) is the source of this 2608-nucleotide messenger RNA. RefSeq names its product coiled-coil-helix-coiled-coil-helix domain containing 3b (gene chchd3b). The coding region runs from base 185 to 2092 and encodes 635 amino acids. The transcript has 11 exons. The record is from RefSeq and is a predicted model, not a curated record. NCBI's taxonomy places the organism in Eukaryota, Metazoa, Chordata, Actinopteri, Cypriniformes, Cyprinidae. Gene Ontology annotation, cellular component: MICOS complex; mitochondrion. Gene Ontology annotation, biological process: inner mitochondrial membrane organization.
AUCGGUGGAGGUUUAGUGAAACUGCUCUGGGUGAGAGAGAGAGUGCGGAGGGCUGAGCUAAACACGAGCUUUUGGGCUUUAGAUGUCGAAGCCCAUACUGAACAUCCCAGUCCUUAAGAAAAAAACACUUGUAUUUGCAAUAAAUAUCGUGUUGAGCUGUAUAGAUACAUAGACCGUCGAAGUGAUGGGGGGCAAUGGCAGCUCGCGCCACGUUUCCUUCGACCCUGCCUAUGAUGAGGAGCAGGGGGUUACAUUCGUGAAGGGCAUUAGGCUUUCACAAAGAGUGAUUGAUCGUAUGAAGGAGUCUCCACCUGUGGUUCACCCGCAAGCUUCACCCAAAUCCUCCACCCAGUCAACAGCUCCUGUAGCUCCUCCGGCUGAGCGAUUGGUUCCAGGUGAACAUCAUGUACCCAUAAUCCCUCAUCCUCCCUCAUAUGCCAGUACUUUGGUUCCUCCUCCCGUUUCAGAGCCAAUAACACAUUUCGUGCCUUUAGUAACUGGGACUGAGGAAACAUCCGCACCACCUUCAAAUCACCUAAAGUCACCUGAAAGUCUUCCAAAUCCUCCGCCUACAGGUGAUGAGCAUGUAGUUAUACUUGUACCUGACCCUCAACCUGCUGUGCCGCCUGCUGAACCCAUAAAUGCUCCUUCAGCAGUGUCAAGUGAAUCAUUAACUGCUUCUCCACGUAUAGAACCCCUAACACCACCUCCUUCCAUAACCUCGAGUACUGAACCUGUCGCCAUUCCUCCUUCACCAACCACAGACCCACUUACUGAACCUGUAACACCUAUAGGGUCCUCUGUUGAACCUGUAACACCUAUAGGGUCCCCUGUUGAAGCUGUAACACCUAUAGCAUCCUCUGUUGAACCUGUAACACCUAUAGGGUCCUCUGUUGAACCCGUAAGACAUAUAGAAUCCUCUUUUGAACCCGUAACACCUAUAGGCUCCUCUGUUGAACCCAUAACACCUAUAGGGUCCUCUGUUGAACCCGUAACACCUAUAGGGUCCUCUGUUGAACCCGUAACACCUAUAGGGUCCUCUGUUGAAGCUGUAACACCUAUAGGGUCCCAUGUUGAAGCUGUAACACCUAUAGGGUCCCCUGUUGAACCUGUAACACCUAUAGGGUGCCCUGUUUUAGCUGUAACACCCAUAGGGUCCCCUGUUGAAGCUGUAACACCUAUAGCGUUCUCUGUUGAACCCGGUCCUCUGUUGAACCCAAAAUAUGUUGUGUGUAUGUGGUUUUCUGUUGAACCUGAGGUUUCAACCUCCCCAAUCGCCAAACCUGCUCCCAUUCACUCUGUCUUGGAGGAGUCGGCUGUUUCGCAAUCUGGAUCUGCUUCAUCUGUGGUUUUGCCUGAUGAAAUGCCUUGCAAGAUGCAAAUGGGUCUACUUUCCACUGGAGAUCCUGCAGUUCCUCGUGUUCACCUGGUUGAGGAACCUGUUACGCCUCAACUCGAGGUCUUUCCACUGCAAACACAUGUUGUGAAUGAGGAAAAGCUCAAAAGGCAGCUCAGAGAAGAUCUCCAGAAGCUCCUGAAUGAGGAAAUGAAGAUGGCAGAGCGUAACAUGCGACAACAGCUGGAGGAAGAGAAAGCUAAAGCGAAGGCCCAAGCUCAAGCUGCAGCCCGACUCCAGAUUCAGGACGAGGUCAGGAAGCUUCUGGAAGAGGAGAAGGCAUCCUAUCAACAGACUCUAGCAGAUGCCAUUAGGAUGGAGCAGCUGAAGGUCCAGGAUGAGCAUCUCAUAACUCAGUAUUACUGGAUGGAGAGGAAGGCUCAGAACCUGGAGGAGAAGGAGAAAGAUCUGGAAAAUCAGGACGCUUUGUUUCGGGAGCAGAUUGCCAAGAUGCAGGAAAAGAUGGCUCGGUUCACAAAAGUUACUGCUGAAAAUUACAAGAAAGGCUUAGAGGACGCACACAACCGCUUCAGGCGAUGCCAAAUCAAACCAGUGUGUUCAGAUCUGCAGAGUCAGAUACUGAAGUGUUACGCUGAGAAUAAAGGUCAAACUAUGAGCUGUUCCAGCAUCGCAUCACUGUACAUUCAGUGUGUGGACCGUGCCAGACAGGAUAAAAAGCUGAGCACCGGAGGUUAGCUCACUGGACUGAACGUCAGAUCUGCAGUGUCAUGGUGAAAGAAAAAAGGCCAUCGCUGCAAACACACACACACAUCUAAACGGAUCCUUUCUUACACAUUUCAGCAGUUUUAAAUAUGCAUUCUCUUGAAUAUGAGCCAUUAUUGGACCACUUUGGAGAAAUACCUCAACUAGUUUCAGACUCUUGUAACUGUGAACCCCUAAAUGGUUUCAGGUGCUAUUGAAUGCUUUGUUUGUGUGUGGAGAUAAUAGUGAUUUCUUCUGUGUUCCUUCUUGUUUUAAAAUAGUGCAUGACCAAAAAGUACAAAGCGAUGCACAAUCUGGAAGCUGCUGUCUGAUGACAUGUUUUUGCAUAGUAAAGAGUUUGUGCCUUUUCCUUUGAUACCUAAUUUUAUGGAUAUUUUGGAUAAAUGUGAUUGAAAUCCAACCUCUGCUGCUAAAAUCCAUUUAAAUGUGUAAAAUGGGUAUUAAAGGAAUAGUUCACCCAAAAAUAAAAAUUUGCUGAAAAUGCACGCA